AUGAGCAGACGUACGAUAGAAAGUCAUACAGAACAUCAUGACAGUUCUGAUCUUGCGAUAGCUGGACAUUACUUUAAAAGGUUCCAUCAUCUUGGUGUUAGAUUAAUAGGACGUGGAAUUGUUUAUCACAAAAAUUUUUAUAAACUACGCUGUAGUGAAAGAAAACUUUAUAUUUCAAUGAAGAAAUGUAUUCGAACACAUGGUGGAGUUGAACAUUGCUUUCCUAGAUUGUAUGGACGUGGAUUGCUAGGGAAACGACAUAGAUAUAAAAGAUAUGGUCGCGGGUUUGGUCUAGGAGUAAAAUUUGUUAGAAAAGGAAUUGUCUAUGAAAACUAUUAUCUUAAAUAUCACGUUGUGAGAAAGACUUUCAUUAAGUAUAUGACGGUUUGUGUAAACAGUAAAGGAAGAACUAGUAAAUGUAUAGACAAAUUACAGGACAAAGGACUUCUUGGAAAUGCUCAUUCAUAUGAAGUACACAAAACAUUCAGUCAUAGUUUUGCAACAAAACAUCAGUUUGUGCAUCGCAAUUCAGGCUUUGGACAUAUUCAUGCUAUUAAAGUAGACAAGCGGAUUUUUAGACGAUACCGGAAACUUGGUGUUCGAUUGGUUGGACAAGGCAUUCUUUUUAAAGGAUAUUUUACAUCACAACACCUUGUUUCACAUCGUAGCUCUUCCAUGUAUGGACAUAUGCAUGAUAUUAGAGUAAACAAACGUAUAUUCCGACUCUACAGAAAACUAGGAGUUCGUCUAGUGGGACAAGGAAUUCUUUACCAUAGAUACUUUUACAAAAUACGUGUUGAAUACACAGCAUUUUACAGGACACUUCGGUUAUGUAUAAGGGCAAAUGGUGGCAUACGCAGCUGCCUUCCACACCUGUACAAAAAACACCUUAUAUGUAGACGACACCGGUUCAAACAGUUUGGCCGUGGGUAUGGCCUUGGAAUAAAAUUUGUCAGGAGAGGGAUAGUUUACAGAACACAUUUCUACAAAUUUCUGCUACGACGAAGACGUUUCGUACGUUAUAUGACCACAUGCAUACAUGAGUAUAAACAUCCUGACGUGUGUGUAACUCAAUUACAAAAACAAGGGAUACUAGGCCAUGCUUCUAUACAGAGAAAACACCAUGGUCAUCAAAGAAAAUCGAUUAAAGUAACACAUCGAAGAUUUUCUUACGACGGGCGGGUUUAUCGACUUACCUGCAGAAGAAGGCGUUUCUAUAGAAAAUGGAGUAGAUGCAUGAGGAUGUUUCAUAAUAAGAAUAUAUGUUUUAGAAAACUCCAGAGUUUGUUUAUACUGUAUUCUGAAGGACAUGAGCAUGAUGCUUCAGGACAUACUUCGUCAAAGAUUGUUGUUAGUCCGAUAUUUAAACGUUUCCGUAAACUAGGUGUGAGUUUAGUUGGGCGUGGAAUUCUUUAUCACAGUUAUUAUUACAAGCUUCGAUGUGAAUAUACCACAUUUUACACGAUUUUAAGACAGUGUGAAAGGUCUCAUGGCGGAGCCAAUGUCUGCAUAUCUCGUAUGUUUAGAAGAAAGUUAAUCGGUCGACGACACAAAUUUAAACGAUUUGGAAAAGGAUUUGGACUUGGUGUUCGGUUUGUCCGAAAGGGAGUAGUUUUUGAACAAAGUUUUUAUAAAUUUCUCAUCAAACGACGACUCUUCAUUCGUUACAUGACGACAUGUUAUAAUGAGUAUGGAAAUACAAAGUCUUGUAUAGCACAGUUAGGAAAACAAGGCAUCAUUGGAGCUGCACAUGUGUACACAGAAGUUACCAAACACAGCAUGUCUCUGACUACUCUGUUGCACGGAACAAACCCCAAUGCACACCACUUUGUUUAUAAAGGCAGUGCUUAUAAGUUAAGAUGCAGUGUGAAAAGGUUUUACAGAUUAUGGCGGCGUUGCAUGAGGAAACACAAUAAUGUUUUUGUUUGUUUUUCACGGCUGCAUGGAUUGUUCAAGCCUAAAGAACUAGAUGGUGAUGACAAGUCUACACAGGGUAUAAUAGGCUAUGGAGGAAUAAAAAUGGUUAAUGGUAAAAACAAUGUUGCUCAUGAGGUUAUUGGGAAAGAUGUUACAAUUGGUCAUCAUAGACAUUCCCAUGUAAUACAUAGGCAAAUUCAUAGAAGAUCGUUAAACCCGAGUGAUAUAUUAUAAUAUUAGUAAUAUGA
Mytilus trossulus (common blue mussel) is the source of this 2165-nucleotide messenger RNA. RefSeq lists its product as uncharacterized. The record is from RefSeq and is a predicted model, not a curated record. Lineage: Eukaryota; Metazoa; Mollusca; Bivalvia; Mytilida; Mytilidae. The coding region runs from base 1 to 2151 and encodes 716 amino acids. The transcript has 13 exons.